Messenger RNA from Meloidogyne enterolobii, 606 nucleotides. NCBI's taxonomy places the organism in Eukaryota, Metazoa, Nematoda, Chromadorea, Rhabditida, Meloidogynidae. The record is from the annotation of a GenBank genome assembly.
AUGAUUCGACACCUGAAAAGUUGUCAUGUUGCAGAACACAAAAUAUAUGAACAUGCAAAAUAUCUUAAAGCUCUUAAAAAUAUAGCCGACGACUCUGUCCGUGAACAAUUAUUGCGAGAAUCUGGGGUUCUCAGAGCUAAUAAUCCUCACUUAAAUUUAAACGAGGGGGGAGAAGAAAAUGGGGGAAAUUCUGGUUUUAAUUCUGGUUUUAUCCAAACAUCAGAAUUUUCUCAACAACAACAACAAACAUUUAAUAAUUUACAACAACAACAACAACAAAACUUUGUUUUGUUUCCAAAACAACAUUCUGUUGACAAUUUAAUUACAACACAACAACAACAACAUGUUUCCCCAACAAAUGUUGUUCAAACAAAUGUUUCGACAACAAAUGUUUCUUCUUCCCCAUAUUCUCCAAACAUUUCUUCUUCUAUUAAAAGCAACAAUAGUAGUGGAAUAGGGAGUAGUUUGUGCACGUCUUCUGAUUGUUGUAAUAGUAGCUCUAUUAAUGUUGAUACGAGUUCGUUUUCGUCUUUCUCUUCUCCUUCUGAUGGAGGAGAGUCUUCGGCAUUUAAUCAUGUUGGAGGGAUAGGUGAAUUUUUAUUUUAA